GUGGGUGGUCCGAUCCACGCUCAAAGAUUCUCCCGUUGGUUCCUACUCUCUCUCUCUCCCAUUUGAAUUUGAAAACAUUCGACAAGAACGACAACAACGUAUAUAUGUAUAUGCAUAAAUAAAAUCCUCAAAUAUUUUAUUUAUUUAUUUUUAUUCUUCAGAGAUAGAUAGAUAGAAAGAUGCCGCGCCUUUCUUCCAAUUCAAAUAAACACAUCUCCUUCACUUUCUCCCUUCAAAAGCGCAGAUUUCCAUUGCCCUAGUUUCAAAACCAUAUCCAGCUUAAAACUCCCGUUAUUAUUAUGGACAAGGACGACCAUUAUGAUGCUCACAGUCACUCGUAUCAGAAUCCCAGAUCCAGAUCGGACGAGUUGGGAAGAUCGGCAUUCGGACCAAAUCCGGUGAAAUCUCUUCAAGAUGAUUCUAGAGGAGAUUCAAAGAGAAUCAAACGAGGUUCCUCCUCUUCCACACCACUUGAUCUCAAUAAGGUUGUUUGUUCAUUUGAGAAGCCUGAAAAGGAACACGGUUCAAACUUGAAGGGAUUUGAAUGGGAUCUUAACGAGGAAGACGUUUCAAGCUCUUUAAAUAAUUGUAAUAAUUUCAAAUUGACGGAGGAAUCCGAAUGUGGAAGCACUACAGGAUCGUUGGAAGGAGAUUCAGUGGAAGUAUUGAAACAGAUUAAGCAAAAUGGGUUUCUGUCUUCUUCUUCCCAUGGUGGUAUACCAAUGCCAAAGAAACGUGGAAGGAAGAGUAAUAAAAUUGACGGGCUUAAACAGAAAAUAGAGAUUGCCAAGAAAGAACAAGUGGACAGGUUUGCUAGGAUUGCAGCCCCAAGUGGAUUGCUGAACGGGUUAAAUCCUGGGAUUAUAAACCAUGUCAGGAACAGUAAACAGGUUCAUUCAAUAAUUGAGGCGUUGGUCCGGUCUGAAAAAAAGGAACAAACAAAGACUACUGUCAAGAGAGAAACUAAUGACAGGAAGGACCCGGAAAUUGUUGAUCAGAUUGCUGCUAGAGAUUCUGAGACAAGUGGGACAACGGUUGAAAUGGUUUUGGAGAACAAUCAAGGAAGUGAAGACGAUGAUUUGACAUUGAAGCUAUGCUCAUCAAUCAUAACUAAGGAAUCAGAAAAAACUUCUUCUUUAUCCAAUGACACAGAUGUUUCUAACCUUACUGUCAAAGCUGCUGAUGUUGCUUCGCAAUGGCUGGACCUUCUUCGUCGUGAUAUCAAUGGAAGGCUAUCAGCACUUCAACAAAGCAGGAAGAGAGUUAGAGAUGUUAUCCGUACAGAAUUACCUUUGAUGUUGUCAAGAGAAUUUUCAUCUAAUCAAGAAAUCAAAGCGUUUUUCAUGAAAAAUUCUGUGAAGGCUAAUGCACAUCGAUCGAGAUGGCACGUUCUAUUUGAUCAGAUGGAACAAACGCUAUGUGAAGAAGAACGACAAUUGGAAAAUAGGCUGAACCAGGUUACAGAAAUGCACCUUCACUGUGAUAAAAGUAAUAGAUUAACAUCGGUGGAGAAGGAGUUAGCCCUCCGGGCAGCUGCAGCUUCCAUAUACUCGACAUGCAACUUCUUACAGUCAAAGACAUCUUCCACGGACAACUAACCAAAACCUUCUUAUUGAAUUUGUAACUUCAUAUUUCAACUGAUAUAACCUCCUCUGUAUCUUUGACAUAGGAUUUGUUUUUCCUUUAAUGAUUCAACUUUUUUUUU
This is a messenger RNA of Impatiens glandulifera, 1705 nucleotides long. RefSeq lists its product as uncharacterized. The coding region runs from base 300 to 1598 and encodes 432 amino acids. Lineage: Eukaryota; Viridiplantae; Streptophyta; Magnoliopsida; Ericales; Balsaminaceae. The record is from RefSeq and is a predicted model, not a curated record. The transcript has 6 exons.